This is a messenger RNA of Triticum dicoccoides, 645 nucleotides long. RefSeq lists its product as uncharacterized. Gene Ontology annotation, molecular function: phosphatidylinositol kinase activity; calcium ion binding. NCBI's taxonomy places the organism in Eukaryota, Viridiplantae, Streptophyta, Magnoliopsida, Poales, Poaceae. The record is from RefSeq and is a predicted model, not a curated record. Bases 101 to 595 code for a protein of 164 amino acids. Gene Ontology annotation, biological process: phosphatidylinositol metabolic process. The transcript is spliced from 6 exons.
AAGAUCCAACCUCAGCUCAUGCUCGCACUGCUCCCGCCCCACGAUGAUGUCUGCGUCGAACUGAAAGCCCACGGAGGACGGGGACGAGGUCGGGGUGGAGAUGUGGAUCGUUUUCUUUAGAUCCCCAACUAAAGAGUUUGAAGUUGUUUCUGCAGAGAACCUAGAUGUCAAUGAAUGUGCGCAGAGUCCAGGCUCCUGCCAUGGCUCUGCAACUUGCCACAACACAGUUGGAGGGUUCCAUUGUUCAUGCCCUUUUGUCACCAGUUUUGCUAAGGAAACAAACUCAUGCGCCAAUCGGUUUAUAAGUCAGGAGUUGAGCAGGGCACAAUCUGUGGCACGACCGCAUUCUCCUACUCAUUUGUCUCAAAGCAAAAGAAGCUCGCUGCCUUUGCCUGGAGAGAGCAGAAGUUUCUUUUAUCUAAUCCAAGAUGAUCUAUUCAUGAUUAAAACAGCGAGGAAAUCAGAAGUCGAGAUCUACUCAUCGGGAGAUGGAUUCCUUGCAUUGAGAGGCUGGUCUGACGCUGUUGUUGAUAAUCAUCCAUACCUAUGCUGGACGUGGACGAAGUACACACAUGUACACGCAGCUUUUUUUUGAUCCGUUGCAUAUCAAAGCUUCAUUCAGACGAUGGACUGUCUUGCUCUACU